UACACGGAACAACGUUACAACUAACGCAACACAACACAUUCUUGAUACAUAAUUACAUUUACUUGAACAAAACACAACUCUCUCUCCCUCCUCACAUGACUCGUCCUUUCAGGCUCUUAGGCGCCGCCAACUCCUCGGCCACUAACGAGCAGCCACCUGAACAAGCGGCAACUGUCGACUCCGACUUCGUCGUAAUCCUUGCAGCUCUCCUCUGCGCCCUUAUCUGCGUGCUCGGUCUCAUCGCUGUCGCACGCUGCGCAUGGCUUCGCCGCCUCUCCGGUGGCUCUGCCUCCAUCCCCUCAGCUUCAUCCCGUCCUACUCCUCCUGCAAACAAAGGCCUCAAGAAGAAGAUCCUCAAGUCCCUCCCCAAGGCCACCCUCUCAGCUGAAUCCUCUGCGAAAUUCUCUGAUUGCGCGAUUUGCCUGACGGAGUUCGUGGUAGGGGAUGAAAUCAGGGUGCUGCCGCAGUGCGGCCAUGGCUUCCACGUCGCCUGCAUCGACACCUGGUUGGGGUCUCAUUCUUCCUGCCCUUCCUGCCGUCAGAUUCUGGUAGUCGCUAGGUGCCACAAGUGUGGGGGUUUGUCCAGUCCGGGGGCUUCAACUUCUGGAACUGAGACUGAGGCCAGAUUGAAGGAGCGUGAAGAUGAUGUCAAUAGGUUCUUGCCCUAGCCAGCCCCUCAGUCUCAAGGGUCCUCAAUUUUUUCUUUUCAAAAUUUCAUAGCUUAUUAAGUUUGGUUAAAUUUAAUUAGCUAAUUACCUGCUAAAUUAUCACUACUGCUGCUACUAGCAUUUAGGUUUUCAUUUAUUCGAAUUUCUAUGCAGUAGUAUGUAUGUAAAGUUGAAGUAUAACUAUAUAUGUAUGUAUCUUGCAUGUUGAAUAUAUAUAUAUAUAUAUAUUUGAAUAUAUAUAUAUAUAUAUAUAUUAUAUACAGAAAUCGGAAUGUCAGAUCCUGCAAGAACAAUGAUUGUAUUACCCACACAAAAAAGAAUGGUUCAAGAAGCACCUUUUUUUUGUUCCCUUCCGUUUGUCAAUUCAAUACUUUUCUGGAACUAAAAACCCAGAUGCCAACACCCGAAUCAUAACCAUGAUCAAACAAAUUGCAUAUUGGUAAUUCAUAGAUGCUGUCUGAGAUGAUCCAAGCUAUUUUCUGAACUUAAAGUAUGGCAUGUUGGCUGUUGCUGAUAUGCUUCGUCUUUUUGUUCUGUUCGUACUUUGGUUCUUCACUUUUCUUUGGUGAAAGUCUGUUUCUUCGCUUUUAGCAGAUCACGAAUUCCUUUGGCGGUGGUCCUUUCAGAGUAAAGUGUUAUUAAUGCAUGCUCUUAAGUUGUUAGUUAUGUCAAUCUAAAAUUCUCAAUUGGUAUCUGUAUUUCCUUGGAAAUUUUACCCGUAUUAGAAUUACUGGAAAUAAAGAAAAUAAAUACUUAAAAGGUAAAGUGGGCCAUGGAAUCGGUGAAAAGAAAUGGGACCGUUCAAAAUGCCAGGAGGGGGGAGGUCCAUCUAAGGUGAUGAAGAGAAGAGGAGAAGAGAAUCUAAAGGUAGCACAUGUCGAAACAUGGGUGUCGUAUCAAUCGCAGGCAGCACGUCGCCUGUGAGAGAGGACCGUUGGUCGCUUUUGAGUAGGACGAUCCAAUCUGAAAGGAAAAGUUUUUGACUUUUGACGCUGAUAUCAGUCAAUCUUUUUUGUUUUUCUUCAGCACUUUUUAUACUACCUGAUUAGCAAUACAAAGGAGGUUGAUCAAUGUAAACAAGUGGUUUUGCCUUUUAUAUUAUUUUAGGAUUGGUGGUUUGGCCCGUGGGUCUGGGUGUUAAGAUUCUUGUUGCGCGACCACUUUCUCUUCACUGACUACGGGUUAAAGGCACAAAAAU
This is a messenger RNA of Durio zibethinus, 1866 nucleotides long. Its product is annotated as RING-H2 finger protein ATL80-like. NCBI's taxonomy places the organism in Eukaryota, Viridiplantae, Streptophyta, Magnoliopsida, Malvales, Malvaceae. The record is from RefSeq and is a predicted model, not a curated record.